Messenger RNA from Daldinia childiae, 2718 nucleotides. RefSeq names its product U3 small nucleolar RNA-associated protein 4. The record is from RefSeq and is a predicted model, not a curated record. Gene Ontology annotation, molecular function: protein binding; RNA binding. Lineage: Eukaryota; Fungi; Ascomycota; Sordariomycetes; Xylariales; Hypoxylaceae. Bases 1 to 2718 code for a protein of 905 amino acids. The transcript is spliced from 2 exons. Gene Ontology annotation, biological process: maturation of SSU-rRNA from tricistronic rRNA transcript (SSU-rRNA, 5.8S rRNA, LSU-rRNA). Gene Ontology annotation, cellular component: t-UTP complex; 90S preribosome; small-subunit processome.
AUGGAUAUUCAUCGUUGUCGCUUUGUACCAUAUCCUCCCUCCGCUAUUAAUGCUGUCGCAUUCUCUUACCCGACCGUCACUAAAUCCCAGAGAGGCGCACCUGUCCGCUUAGCGAUCGGUCGUGCGAACGGCGACAUUGAGAUAUGGAAUCCCUUAAACGGAAUAUGGCAUCAUGAAACCACUCUACAUGGAGGAAAGGAUAGAAGCAUCGAUGGUCUCGUCUGGGUUACCGAGCCUGACCAGCUCCUCCAAGAUGGUACCAAGCUCGUCGGAAAGUCGAGGCUGUUUAGCAUUGGCUACACAAGCACCGUCACCGAAUGGGAUUUGGAAAAGGGACAGCCGAGGAAGCAGGCAAGCGGUAUGCACGGCGAUAUAUGGUGCUUAGCGGCUCAACCCUUCGUCGCUCCCGCCAAGCACGGCGAAAAGUCUGCCAACGGUGUCGUCCAGAGCGGGAAGAAGCUAGUGGCUGGGACCAUGGAUGGAAGCCUCGUCCUCUACUCAAUCGACGAAGAUGAUCUUAGAUUCGACAGGAUAUUAGUAAGAUCGUCCUCGAAGAAGACCAAGAUGGUCAGUAUAGCCUUUCAGAACCGCAACGUAGUGGUGGUGGGGUGCUCGGACAGCGCUAUCCGAGUCUAUGAUAUGCGCAAUGGUAGCGUAUUGAGGAAGAUGACGCUGGGGUCGGACCUUUCCGGUGGUGCCAAGGAAAUCAUUGUCUGGUCCGUCAAGUGUCUCAAUGGGCGCGACAUUGUCUCGGGCGACUCGACCGGUCAAGUCUGCAUAUGGGACGGGAAGACGUACACCCAAGCGCAACGGCUGCAGACUCAUAAACAAGACGUAUUGUCUUUGGCGAUUAGUGCCGAUGGUUCGACGAUCGUUAGUGGUGGGAUGGACCGUCGAACCGUACUCUACAGAAAGACCUCAGGCGCGACAGCAAGGUGGAGUAGGGUCUGGCAUAGGAGAUACCACAAUCACGACGUCAAAACGAUGGCAUCAUUCGAAGGGAAUGGACUGAGCGUCGUUGUUUCGGGAGGACCGGAUGCCAGCCCGAUCGUGCUACCCCUACGAGAAGCCGGUAUGGAGAAUCAUCGGACUCUGUCACAUCUACCCCAGAGUCCGCCGUUGCAGAGCGCGCCGAAGAGUAGGCUAAUAGUUAGCUGGUGGGAGAGAGAGGUUCACGUCUGGCGGUUGAGGAGACCGCUACGAGAUCUAGUAGAUGCGCCGGAGGGGGAGUCUGCCGUGGACAAGAAUCGGAAGCUGCUAGCGCGCAUCUUAGUUAAGGGCGAAGCGAACAUUACAUCCGCGGCGAUUAGUUCUGAUGGCUCCCUUUUGAUAGUCUCAACAACAUCCGAUAUCAAAGCGUUCCAUUUAAAGCCUCGAAGCGAGUCCAAAAAGGACGAGCUUAAAAUUACUAAGCUUGAGCUACAAGAGGAUUUCUCUAAACAAGGCGCAACUAAAAUCCAGGUAUCUCCGGAUGGGCGGUGGCUGUGCUCUGUUCAAGGCGGCAGUAAAAUUACCGUUUCGUCGAUCCUGCGCGAUUCCGCAGCAGACGGUAGGCCAUCGCUUCAUUCUAAAGCGAUUCGCUUACAACGCAUCGAGCGGAAGAUACAGAAGCAUGUAGCUCUAGGCGGGCUAGGACAAUACGAUAGAACGGUUACUCACAUUGCCUUCUCUCCGGAUAGCAAGAUGUUGGCCGUUGCAGACCUCGCCGGUUAUAUAGACACCUGGGUGCUGGAUGGGACACGACCGAAGCUUGAGAACGGCGUUAACGGGAUUCACAACGAUGAGGUCUCAUCCGGUAGUGAGGACGAGGAAGAGCCUGCAGUCGGCGCGGAAGGCCCGCGAUGGACCCGUAACCCAAAGGGGUCUCUUAUCCCUAAGCUGCAGGCCGCCCCUACCGUUCUAUCUUACUCCGAUCACGUUCCAGUCUCAUCCCCUUCUAUAUCAGACGACAACGACACUACAGACGAUUAUAUACUUCUUACUAUCACGGCUAAACCACAAAUACUUGUAAUUAAUCCCACUCUCGGCUCCCUAACACCCUGGUCCAGACGAAAUCCGAUUACGCGCUUUCCGGCCGAGUUUCGAAAUAUCCGCGAUCUUGUGAAGGGAGCUCUCUGGUCGGGCGAAAGGGUAUGGCUUUACGGCAACACAUUUCUCUUUAUGCUUGAUUUAUCUCAGGAUCUAGAUGAGCCCGCUCUGACCCACGAAUCGCCUAACGGAGAAGUCGUGAAGCAAGGAACGAAGCGGAAGAGGGGACCUGACAGCGGUGCCGGUAGCAGGACGGGAAUUGGAGCCGCUGGGCCUACGAAGAUCAUCCACAGGGUCGACGGCGAAGUCGAAGAAAUCCCUCUCGACGGGCCCGCGUCCGAUCCUAUGGACGAAGAUGAAGUUAGUCAGCCAGGAGAAGAAGAGAGCGAGAGCGAUGAUUCUGAUGACGAAAAUCAAGGCGAGCUAGCGCUUUUACGCGGUGUCCAAGGGAAGUCGGUCUCCGAGUCGCAACCGGGCAAUAGCUUAGCUUUCUGGCGUACGUAUAAAUAUAGGCCGAUCUUAGGGAUAGUGCCUCUUGGCGAAGGAGAGGGACCAUCCGUACAUGGAGCAGAUGAUGAGGCGACGCGGCCAGAAGCUCGAAAGAUUCUUGAAGUGGCGUUAGUAGAGAGACCGCUGUGGGAUGUCGAUAUGCCCGAUAGGUACUUUGGAGACGGGGAGUGGGAGAAGUAA